Drosophila innubila is the source of this 331-nucleotide messenger RNA. RefSeq names its product cecropin-C-like. Lineage: Eukaryota; Metazoa; Arthropoda; Insecta; Diptera; Drosophilidae. Gene Ontology annotation, biological process: antibacterial humoral response; defense response to Gram-negative bacterium; defense response to Gram-positive bacterium. Gene Ontology annotation, cellular component: extracellular region. The coding region runs from base 77 to 268 and encodes 63 amino acids. The transcript has 2 exons. The record is from RefSeq and is a predicted model, not a curated record.
GCUCAAGCUUAGUUGCAGUAUCAACAGCUCAAGUUUAUAUUCAUUUUAUUCACUCCAAGUAAAUAUUAAGCUCAACAUGAACUUCAAUAAGAUCUUUAUCCUCGUCGCCCUCAUUCUGGCCAUUAGCAUGGGCCAAUCUGAAGCUGGUUUGUUAAAGAAACUUGGCAAGAGAAUUGAACGCAUUGGCCAACACACUCGGGAUGCCACCAUUCAGACAUUGGGAAUUGCCCAACAGGCUGCGAAUGUAGCAGCCACUGUCAGAGGCUAAAUAUUAAAUAUAAGUUUAUAAUAAUUUAUUAAUUAAGGUUUUAUUUAUUCAAUUAAAGUUAUA